UGUCAAUAAUAGUUUCCUCUAUGAUUAAACAACGUAAAAUUAUUAUAAAAUAUAAACAUUCGUAAUUAGAUUUUUAUAAAUAAAUGGUUAUAGUAUUUGGUACUGGUUAAAGACAAUCUAAACAAUAUAUUAAAACAAAAGGUUUAUGUACCGUACUAUCGAAGUGAUAUAAGUAUCGAUCUAAAGCCUCGUAAAACUACGACCGUCAAAAUGUCGGUGAUGGCCCCUGAUUUUUUAAACUUCAUUAAAAAGCUGGAAGAAGGUGAAGACAAAUUGAUGUCUGUGUCGCCUAUAGAACAACCCCUUGAGUUUGAAUUUAAUAAUUCAGUAUGUUCCGUAUGCAAUGGAUAUUAUGGCCCUAGUUUUGGUGAACCGGUGUGUGUAACAUGUCACGCAUUUCUCUUCCCGGAGUUCCCUUCUUAUUUGCCUUGCUCACAUUUUUCCACCGAAAAAACCGACGAUGGCGAUUCAGGAAACGACGAGCCGUCAGACCUAAAUUUCGGCACCGAAAAGAAAUCGAAUCGGACAUUUCCUAUACCAGCUUGGUGGCGUUACAGAACAUCACUAGACAGUGAAACUAGUCCGGAAGAUGAUGCAAGUCGUGCCAGCAACUCUGGGCCCAGUGGUAGCGGCAGUAAUGGUUCAGGAAAUGACCCUCCAAAGGAUGGAGCAGUAUAUUAUGGUGGAUCACCACCACAGCCACCCAGUUUAGUUAGAACUCUACAAGCUUUGACGACCCCACGUCUCCCAGAUAAUGUGCCAUUUGGUAUUGUUGAACAUUUGCCUUCUGAAGUGUUGCUAUGCAUAUUCCAGUACCUGGACGACAUGUCGCUGUGCGCGUGCGCGUGCGUGUGCACCCGCUGGCAGCGGCUGGUGCGCGCGCGCGUGCCGCCGCCGCGCUGGGCGGCAUUCGCGGCGGCGAGGUGGCCGCUGUUCCGACCCAUAUUUACCGAUUUUGACUGGCAGCGGAAAUAUCAAUCGCUGGUCGAGUCGUGUUUCUGCCGCAACUGCCUGGUGCAGAUGUGCGUGCAGGCGCCGCCCGACGGCGAGGAGAGCGCGUGGCGGCGGAAUCGGCUGAGGAGCGAGCUGAAGGAUAAUAAAUUACUGCGUCAGAUGUUGCGUAACGACCCGCCCGAAGGUAUAGCCGCGACGCCGCUGGACGCGAAGUGUUGCCACUGGCAGGCGAGCGUGACGGGCCCGGCCGGCUCGCCGUACGAGGGCGGCGUGUUCUACCUCUAUGUGCAGGUGCCCUAUUCGUAUCCUAUGAGUCCACCUGUGGUUAGGUUUCUCACACGCAUCCUGCAUCCGAAUGUGUCUCGCCAUGGGGACGUGGGUAUCGACUCCGUGCACCACAAUUGGUCCCUGGCGCUCACUAUAAGCAAAGUGCUUAUAUCCAUACAGAGUUUGCUCACCGAUCCUUACACUAAUGUAUGUAUGGAACCGGAGCUCGGUGCGAUGUAUGUGAAGGACCGACCGCGAUUCGAAGCCCUAGCGCGCCAAUGGACAUGGAAAUAUGCCAUGCUGGAUGUUCUGCCCUUCUGAAUUAUUAAUAUAAUGAAUAGUUUAGUACUUGUAUAUAAUAUUACGCGUAUAAUGCUCUGCAUCUUGUAAUAUAUUGCUGAAAAUUAUAUUAAGCUUUUAAAACAUUGAUGGCUACUGUAUUGCCAAGAUACUUUUUAAGCAAUUUUAUAUUCCAUUCAACGCAACAAUUUCAAAGAUGCAUAGAACAACAGAUGUUUCGGCUGUGUAUUGUGUUAUUAAGAAAUUAUUGUUCUGUAAUAUGUUGUCUAAGUAAGGAAAUAUUCUCAAAGAAA
Molecule: messenger RNA, 1814 nt
Organism: Zerene cesonia (dogface butterfly)
Lineage: Eukaryota; Metazoa; Arthropoda; Insecta; Lepidoptera; Pieridae
Gene: morgue
Exons: 8
Coding region: 211-1542 (443 amino acids)
Molecular function (GO): protein binding
Source: RefSeq, a predicted model, not a curated record